AAAAAGGGAGCUGUUCUGGUGCUGAAACAAUAUCUUCAUCGUGAGAGGGAGCUAUGAUCAGCCACCGUCCCUCUGUCUGAAGCACACAGGAAACAUUGAGAAACAUGGCUCGUUUAAGGAAUUGCUGUCUUUUGAGUUUUCUGUCCCUGUCACUUUUAAUUCUUCUAAUGCCCUUCACUGAUGCUGCAUCAUUCCAAUAUUACCAAGUGCCGCAACAGGACCAAGAAUAUAGAAUGAAAAGUAUUCAAAGGCUGCCCAGCCCUGAUAUGCUGAAGGCAUUGGAAUACAUUGAAAACCUCAGGAAGCAAGCAAGCAGAACAGAAAGCAUCCCAGACUAUACAUUGUACCCAGGGGCACCAUUCAUCUCAGAGCAGAAAGACACCAGUUUGCAGCCACUUUCUCCAGAGAGUGGCAAAAAUCCUUCCAUGGAUGAUGAGUCUGAGUGGAUGCGAGCUAUGUUGGAAGCCCUUGUACAGGCUGAAAAAGACGCCAAAGUAAAUCAACCAGAGAAGAACAAGCAGUACAGCAGCAUGAUGGACAAAAACAUUCCAGCCGAGUUGUUUGAAGACUAUGAAUGGCCUGAGAAAAGACCUAAAAAUGUCAAGUUUCCUGGAAGGUACUUUGAGGACUACUCCAGAGAUAGCCCUUUAAAACGCACCAAUGAAAUUGUGGAAGGUCAGUAUACCCCUCAAAGUCUAGCAACCCUGCAGUCUGUCUUCCAGGAACUGGGGAAGUUAAAAGGCCAAGCCAAUAAUAAAAGAGACCGUUUAGAAGAAGACCAAAAACUCUACAAAGAUGAUGAGGAUGAUAUGUAUAAAGCCAACAAUAUUGCUUAUGAAGAUGUGGCAGGGGGAGAAGAAUGGAGUCCUAUAGAGGAGAAGGUUGAAAGCCAGACUCAAGAGGAACUGAAAGAGAGUAAGGAAGAGCUGGAGAAAACAGAUGACAUGGAAGAGGAAAUGAAGCGAUCUAGAUUGCUUGGUUUACAGGAUGAAGACACCGCAAAAGAAAAUAAAAACCUGGAAUCCGAGAACCUGGCAAAUUUAAUGAAUUAUUACAUGAGGAUGUGGAUGAACAGAAUCGAAAAAAGCAAGCAAAAUGCAGAGAAACGAUCAGCAAAGUACUCAGGAAAAGACCUAGACGCGGAUGCUAUUUACCAGUUAAUAGAUAUAUCUAGAAAUUUACAAAUCCCACCAGAAGAUCUCAUUGACAUGCUGCAAGAUGAAGAUGGAAAGAAACUAGGUGGAAGGCUGGAAUCUGAAAAGGAAGUGGAAGUGCCCGAUGAUCUGGAUGAAGUUACUGAAACCACUGUGGGAAAGGUAGAUGUCAUCAAGAACAAGCAAGGAUUCAUAAAACAGCCAUCAAGUUCUCUGUUAUCUAAUAUUCCUGAAGACUUGACUGUGGAGGAUAUGGUAAACCUCUUAGGAGGCGAUAAGCUGCCAAAUCAGAAAUCUGCUUUUGUAAAUCAGUUCAAUCAAAAGAAUGGUUUGCCAAGGCCUUAUCCAAUGUUAAGUAAAAUGAAGGGACGCAAAGGCACUUGGCAAAAUGAUUUUGACAAAAGACAAAUGGAAUAUGAGCCGAGGUCCGACAAGGAGGAAGACUUGGCGGAAUACAUGGUAAAGAUGCUUGCCAAAUAUCCAGAACUGUACGGGAACAAUCAAAAUAAAAAGCUAGCUGCCCUUUACCCACAAAGUGAUAUCCAGGAGCUGGAAAAACAGUAUGAGAAGGCGUUGAGGGGAUAUUUGAACCUCAGAGGACUCCAAGAUCUAGAGACUCUGUCCAAAGAUAACCGAAGACUCCCUGCCGCGAGAGACAACGAUGAUACACAGAGCAAACAGUACCCAGAUGAGGACAUGCUUAUGAAGGUCCUAGAGUUUUUAAACCAAGAAAAAGCCGACAAAGUGAGAGAUCACACUGUUAAAAGAUCUAUGGAAAAUAUGUAACCUGUCUGUGUUAACCUCCCUAAAUUACAUUUAUUUCCUUUUUAUGUGUGUUCUGGCUUUGACUAAGGUGGACGGAACAGAAGUUCCUCUUCCGCUAGUGGGAAUGAUAUUUAAGUCCCAGUUUUGGGGCAUACAAAUGCAUUUUAUUUUUACAUGCCCGUUUUGAUCGUACUACUGUUUUUUU
Messenger RNA from Spea bombifrons (plains spadefoot toad), 2124 nucleotides. RefSeq names its product secretogranin II (gene SCG2). The transcript is spliced from 2 exons. The record is from RefSeq and is a predicted model, not a curated record. Gene Ontology annotation, cellular component: secretory granule. Lineage: Eukaryota; Metazoa; Chordata; Amphibia; Anura; Pelobatidae. Bases 105 to 1940 code for a protein of 611 amino acids.